AUGGCCGCCACCGCCUCUGUGACAGGCCUGAUCACCCCAAGGCGGGCCCCGGCUCAGCCCCGCGCGGCCGAGGAGGGGGACGCCCGUGUCGUCCCGCGGCCGGCGCCCACGCUGCCCCUGGCCAAGCCGCAGCCGGCGCGGGCUCGGGGCCUCUGCCCCCACCGGAAGCCCCGGAGCAAGGGCCGGGGCUGCCGGCGGAGCUCCGGCCGCUCGGCGGACGAGUACUGCUCCCAGAGGCCGGUCACCGUGGACAGCUCCAAGGCCAGGACCUCCCUGGACGCCCUGAAGAUCAGCAUCCGCCAGCUCAAGUGGAAGGAGGUUCGAAUGGUGAAAGAUGGCGACCCCUCCUGGAAGCCCACUUUUAUUGUGAAACCUGACAGUGGCUGUCAGGGCGAUGGCAUCUACCUCAUUAAAGACCCCAGUGACAUCCGCCUGGCAGGGACGCUCCAGAGCCGGCCGGCGGUGGUCCAGGAGUACAUCUGCAAACCUCUUCUGAUCGACAAACUCAAGUUUGACAUUCGUCUGUAUGUCUUACUCAAGUCCUUAGACCCCUUAGAGAUUUAUAUAGCCAAAGAUGGACUCUCUAGAUUUUGUACAGAGCCGUAUCAGGAGCCCAGCCCCAAAAAUCUACAGCACAUCUUUAUGCACUUAACCAACUAUUCCUUGAACAUCCACAGUGGUAACUUUGUCCAUUCGGACAGCACUAGCACGGGCAGCAAAAGGACUUUCUCUAGCAUUCUCUGUAGGUUGUCUUCCAAAGGUGUUGACAUCAAGAAGGUGUGGUCUGAUAUCAUCUCCUUGGUGAUUAAGACUGUCAUUGCCCUGACUCCAGAGCUCAAAGUUUUCUACCAGUCGGACAUCCCCGCAGGGAGGCCGGGGCCCACGUGCUUCCAGAUUUUAGGCUUUGACAUUCUUCUCAUGAAAAACCUGAAGCCUAUCCUACUUGAAGUAAAUGCGAAUCCCAGCAUGAGAAUCGAACAUGAGCAAGAACUUUCUCCAGGGGUGUUUGAAAAUGUCCCCAGCCUUGUCGAUGAGGAAGUGAAGGUGGCCGUGAUCAGGGACACGCUGCGCCUCAUGGACCCACUUAAGAACAAGAGAGAGACCCGCUUUCCAGAUAUCUGUAUGGACAGAAAACACAGAUUCCCUCCAGUUUCUGACAGAAUGUCUUCAUUGAAGCUUCAGCUUUCAAAGCUUUCCGUAGUCAGGUCUCAGCAGCUCCAGCAGCCACUGGCCGCGAAGGAAGAUCCUUCUGACAGCGAGCCGGCCAGCGCCUCCGACACCAACGCCAACCCCGAAGCGCACCUGCCCUCCAUCUGCCUCAAGCAGGUGUUCCCCAAGUACGCCAAGCAGUUCAACUACCUGCGCCUGGGGGACAGGAUGGCCAACUUGUUUAUCCGGUUCCUGGGAAUCAAGGGGACAAUGAAGCUGGGACCAACAGGCUUUCGGACUUUUAUCAGGAACUGUAAACUCAGCAGCAGCGGCCUGUCCAUGGCAGCCGUGGACAUCCUCUAUAUUGACAUCACGAGGAGGUGGAACUCCAUGACCCUGGACCAGCGGGACUCGGGCAUGUGCUUGCAGGCCUUCGUGGAGGCUUUCUUUUACCUGGCCCAGAGGAAGUUCAAGUCACUGCCUCUCCACGAGCAGGUGGCCUCACUGAUCGACCUGUGUGAAUACCACCUGUCCCUUCUGGACGAAAAGCGCCUGGUGUGCGGCCGCAGCGGCACGUCGGGGGGCCGGCCCCCAGACAGCGGCACCCCCCAGGAGGCCGCCCCCUCGGCCCAGCUGGCAGAAGGAAACCACCCAUCCUGCACAAACAGCGCCCCCAAGUUCUCCCAUUCCAGACACGUGCUGUCCUGAGGGCCACCCGAUGCCGCCAAUGAAGAGCGAGCCCUUCAGGGCCGGCGAGAACCCUCUGGGCUUCCGGCCUGCGGAGAGCGGGCAGGCUGCCGACGGUUCCUGCUGGAGAGCCCCCUACUUGUCUCCAUGUUCUGCUCAGCUGUGCUCUGAAAGGCUGAUGAUCCCCCGCCCGCCUUCCUCUUGGUGGUCCAACUAUUGUGAGUCGUCGGUGGACAUAAGACAUCCAAAAUGUGACAGAUGGCUUCUUCUAUUCUGGGCUCACGGGAAGCAACAACCGGGGUAAAACUGUUGCACUGGGGGCAGGGGGCACCCGCGAUCCCCAGCCUGAGCUGUGGCGAGGAAAGAACUCGAGGAAGCCGCGGCCCGGGUCCGCCGGGGCCUCGGAGAGAACACUGUUCAGUCCCAGGGACAUCAUGUUUAUUUCCUACCAGCGAGCUGUGAAAAUGAAGUGGCGCCAGCGAGUGGGCGGACGCGACUCUCCCGCCGGAUCAUGUGCUGCAUGCGGGCAGUUAGCAGACUGGCCUCAUUUAUUUCUUUAGCUUGCCUGUUGCUGCAAUGUUCGCUUUGUCAUUAAUUAAGAAAUAAUUAACCAAGAAGUAACUAAGGAAGGCUCCGGGAGUCUUAGAGCUGACAGGAGCCUCAGAGGUCAUUUUGUUUGGUAUUGUUUGACCUUGACUCCAAAGCAGGUGUCGCACAAUCACGUGGCUUCUGAUUGCCCCUCCCCCCCUGCCUCCACGAAUAGGGCACCACUGCAUGGCCAGCAGGUGGGUGGCAGGCGCGGCCAGAGGGCCUCUGGGUGGGCCGAGGGGCUUCGGGGGAGGGGACAGGAGGACCCUGGGGAGGGCCAGUGUGAGCAGGAGCCCUCCCUUCCAUGAGACCCUUUCCUUGUCUCCAUCUGUGUCCCCAGGUGAAGCCCUCCUCAGAGGGGAAGACUCAGAGGCCACCAAAGGUGGCAUUUUGGAAAACCAAGUCCUGCAGAGCUCACUCUGGGCUUUGUUUCCCAAACAGACAGACAGACAGCAGGACAAGAGGCCUAAGAUGGGAGGGGCGGGAGGAGGCUGACGCGUACUGAGUGCCUUCUACACAGGGACAUUCUAGAGGUGUCAUCAUCAGCUUGACUCCCUGGUCACCUCCAGUAGUUUCCUAAUGCUGUUCCCGUUUUCAGAUGGGACAAGAAAGGUCUGGGGGGUCAUGUGGUAGUGUCAGGCUGGGUCCAGUUCUGUGGGUCAACCCCAGAGCCCCAUUUCCUUUGUGUCCCCGGGGGGAGGCAUGACUCCAGCUCUAGUCCCCCCAUGCUCUGGGGUGGUCCCCCAGGGCCCUGCCCCCUCUCCUGCAUUCUGGUGGCCUGGGCCAGGACAAUCAGUGCUCCUAAGUGGGCUGCUGGGAGAGAAACCAAUUUGGAAGUCCCCACACCCAUUCUUCAGGGCCUGUCGUGGCUGGAGCAAAUGGGCUUUCCGGUGAAAGCCCCAAGUAAACGUGUCUCUCACACUUGUGAGCAGCUGGGAGCAGCACAGAGUCUUUUCAACAAAGCUCUGACUUUGUUUUCAGAAAGCAUUCACUUGCCAAAAUGGAGGACAGUUUUCCGCUCCAGGAUCAACCAAGCACAUUGGUUUGGGGGGCAGGGGAAAUAUCAAUAGGUUGAAUUCGAGCCACAUGGUUUGGGGUGAUUGGAAAAUGUCAGUUCUCACCGUGAGGAAUGUCCUGUCCCCCACCCUUCGCACGUCAUCUGUCAUCUGCAGGUCUGCGGGCAGGUGGCCGGACGGGGCCCCGCACCCGUGGUGAGUGUGGGAAAGAAGGCCAGUAAGUGACAGCUGGGGCCCUUUGUUCUCAGGCUGAGCAGGAAGAAUUAGGGGCCGCUCCCUUACUGCAGUGAGUGAGAGACCUCCCCCGCCCCCAGUGCCCAGGGGAGGCCCCCCUUGGGUAAUGGACCGCUCGCUCAUGUUGCACGGUUCAGCUGAGGGGAGAGCAAAGACAGACGGUUCCUUUCUCCUAGAAGAGAGGAGCCAGAGCCCGGGAGCCGGGGUCCGGAUGUGCCCCAUGAGAAGGUGAGACCCCUGUGCUUUGCCUGUUGUUACCCCGUUUCUGGGAUACGGCCCUCAGGAUCCAGCCCUGGCCUCUUCUCCCCUCGACCUCCUUCCUCCCCCUCUUGCUGCUACAAGCGCACACACACAGUCCAGCCACAGCACCCCUCACUGUUCCACUGGCCGAAGUCCCUGAAGGGCCAGCACUGCACGGUGGGCUCAGUGAAUGGAGAAGACCAGGCUCCGCCUUUCUCAGUUUGGGGGACACCAUGGGGCCACGCCCGCCUUGCUGCUGCUGGUGUCCGUCAGCCUCCUUCCUCUUCCACACUGGCCUGCCUGCUCCCCUCCUUCCAGCCUCCUGGGAGACACGCUUGGCUUCUCUGUGGUCGCAUCCAGGAGCUCUGUCCCCACAGCCUGGCCAGUACGGAGCCCGCUGGACGUGCUUAUAAGGCACAUUGGACCCAGGGUGGCUGUUAGCAAGCGCCGGCCAGACAGCACCCCCCCGCCCCCCGCCCCCGUGUGCGGAGGCAGAGCGCCCCGGAGACAGCAGCCUCCAGCCCCAAACACGUGCCCUCUUGUUUCUCCUGUGGGUCCCUGUCUGCUCUCCCUAGCUCGGAGUUCGUCACCUCCUGCCUCCCCUCCACCUCCACUCGUCCUCCGUUCUCCAUCCCUCGUGGUGCCGAAGGAAUUGAGAGAGCCGCAGAGCUGACCACACAAUCCCCUAAUUUAAUCAGCUGUCAUCUCUGUCCAGAUAAAGCCCACAUGCCUUAACCCAACGUUCAAGGCCGCUCAUAACCCAGCCCCUUUCUUCCUUUCCAUCCUGGCCCACACACGUCAGGGGACGGCCCCUGCCCCUGCCCUGACACCACGUUCCCAGGGCACUUGCUGUCUGUUGUUGGCCUUCGGGAAGCGAAUGUGCUGGAUCCUGCUGCCGUGGCUGGGUCCCAGGCCGAGGACCCGCUCCGGGCUCUCCCCUGUUUGUGCGGACUGUUCCUUAUGCCUGGAUGGCGUCCCUCCGUCCAAUAGACACUUAUCUUCCAGCUCAAACGCCCCACUGCAAUCCCGCCAACAGAAUGAACUGCCUCCCUCCGUCUACUUGUGAGAAUCUGGAAAGUUGUGUCAUCAUGUUUGCCCUGUGGCGUCACAGCACUCGCUCCCACCACGCUGCGAGUUCUUCCAGGUCAGGCAGGUGCUGGAUUCAUGCCGGCCCCUCGAGCAUGGAGUGGGGGGUCCAGCAGGUGACGGUUGAAGUAAAUGUUGAGCGAGUCCCAGGGGAGGAGCAGCGUUACAGCUCCCCCCCCCGCUCUGAGCCUGUGUGUACCCUUAAGAAUCAUGGAUUUUUAAACCUUGCCACUGGAUUCACUGAACCCCUCCAUGUCCCCAACCGGCUCGUUGGCUCCCCAGGGGCACCACCGCUGCCCCAUGAUCCCAAGCAGACAGUGGCUCCUCGGACCCUGGGCCAUCUUUCCUUUGUCCUUUGUCCCUUUGUCCUGGGCUCAGGUCUGGGCUACGCCCCCACCCUCCACUCCCCCCCCCCNCCCCCCCGUCGGUGCCCCCUCGUGCUCAGCCUCAGAGACUAAGACCCACCAGGCUGGGUGAUGCUCGCCACGGUUCCUCUCUCAAGUGUGGGGCCUUCUCCUCAGCCCUAUAGCCGCCCACCUCUGCGUGGGGUUGGUGAGCUCAGAGUAGAUAAUCCCCGGGGACUGGGACUGGUUUGGGGUGGAGCCCAGACAUUUGGAACCAACUCCCUUUCCCAUGUGACUUUAACCACACCUGUUCCAUGCUUCACUCUUUACAAAGUCCUGAUAUGUCCCUCCUGCCCUCUGAUCCUCCAACAACCCAGAGAAGGAUGGGGGUUCUCCUCUUCUUCACAGACAGGGGCUGAUGCCCAAGCUCGCGGCCAGAGGCAGAGCCGGGACCCACACGAAGCCCAUGCUCCUUUCUUUUUUUUUUUCCUUUGCUUAUUUUUUUAAUAAUAAUUUUUAUUAUGUUAUGUUACAUCCUUAGUUUUUGAUGUAGUG
This is a messenger RNA of Ailuropoda melanoleuca (giant panda), 5899 nucleotides long. RefSeq names its product tubulin tyrosine ligase like 11 (gene TTLL11). The transcript is spliced from 9 exons. NCBI's taxonomy places the organism in Eukaryota, Metazoa, Chordata, Mammalia, Carnivora, Ursidae. Gene Ontology annotation, biological process: protein polyglutamylation; microtubule cytoskeleton organization. Bases 1 to 1857 code for a protein of 618 amino acids. Gene Ontology annotation, cellular component: ciliary basal body. Gene Ontology annotation, molecular function: tubulin binding; tubulin-glutamic acid ligase activity. The record is from RefSeq and is a predicted model, not a curated record.